Rhodotorula toruloides NP11 is the source of this 1365-nucleotide messenger RNA. RefSeq lists its product as uncharacterized. The coding region runs from base 1 to 1365 and encodes 454 amino acids. The transcript has 4 exons. The record is from RefSeq and is a predicted model, not a curated record. NCBI's taxonomy places the organism in Eukaryota, Fungi, Basidiomycota, Microbotryomycetes, Sporidiobolales, Sporidiobolaceae.
AUGCUCGCGCGCUCUCAGGGACCACGGCUGGACCCGAACCAGGAGAACCCGCACCGCCAGCCGCACAAGACGCCCGCGCGUCCUGCUCUCGCCGGCAAGAACGCAACGACAGCGGGACCCGCUCCCGUCACGGGCGGCAAGGGCGUGCUCGGACAGACUGUGAGGACGGGAAGGGUGCUCGGUGCGAAGGACAGGAACCAGGGGAAGCACGGGAACGCGCCCGAACCCGCCGCACUCCUCUUCACGGGCAAGCCCUCGACCUCGACCUCCUCGAACGCCGAAGCCGGUCCAUCCUGCCAGCCUCUCCAGCUCCAACAACCUCCACAGGCAUUCAAGACUCCCCUGCCGAACCGCUCCCUCCGCCCCGUCCAGGACUUCAAGACGCAUGCGACUGCUUUGAGGCCGAAGCAUGCGCCUUCAAUGCUUGUUGGGUCGCCGGAUGUGUCGAUGGAAGCUGAGGUGGAGAAUGAGCAGAAUGAGCCGGAGGAGGAGGAGGACAGGGAGGUCGAGUACGCUGGCGGAAGUUCGAGGGAUUACGACGAACCGUACAUCCCCGACUGGGAUGAGCCCGACUACAAGACGGCAGGCUUCGGCGAGGCAGCCCUCUCGAUGCCGCUUGUCCCGCAGAUCGACCUCGACGAGUGGUUCAAGGAGGACGAGAUCGCUCGCAAGGCGUUCAAGGCGGAACUUGACCCAGAGAUUGAGAAGCCGCUGGCUCUGCGUGAGGACGACUCGCCUCAGCCAAUCUUUCCACUCCCGAGACGCCGCCAACCGCUUGGCGUCAAGUCGAAUAACGGCUCAACGCCUUCAACUGGCGCUCCUGCCGCUCGUCCCGGUUGGGCUGUCAGGCCUGUUGCGGGCGGUUCCUCGCUCGGCAAGGGUCCGGCGUCGACUCGUCGCCCGCUCGCACCUUCGACUACUAGCAGCGCUGCUCGCCGCCCUCCUACCACCGUCCCUGCUUCGUCCAGCUCGCUGCGCCCUGGCAUGACAAGCCGUCCUCCCGCCUCCUCGGCCACAGCCAAGCCCGCCCUCCCCUCCUCCACGCUCCGCAAGCCCCUCGCUCCCUCCUCUCGACCAGCCACGACUUCCACCCUCACCCGCCCACGCGCACCCCCGCCUAAACCGCUCCUCUUCUCCCGCCCUUCCUCGUCCGCCUCCGCUUCUUCUCCCGCCCUCCGUACUCCAACCACGCCCGCUCAGCGUAAAGCGGAGCAGAACGAGUUGGAGCGCGAGUUGGGCGCCUUCGGGAUCGUGGAAGAUGAGGCGGGGUUGGAGUUGCUCGGUGCGAGUGAGGGGUUAGGAGCGAGGGGUUUCGCAGACGAGGAAGGAGGAGAGUUCAGGCUUGAGCUUGAGCUUGAGCUCUGA